Adineta ricciae is the source of this 2259-nucleotide messenger RNA. The record is from the annotation of a GenBank genome assembly. Lineage: Eukaryota; Metazoa; Rotifera; Eurotatoria; Adinetida; Adinetidae.
AUGAGUGCAAACCAUGAAACAGUUAGUAGACAAGCUAUUGGUCGACAAGGAUUUAUUGGAAGUUUAUAUGAUAUUCGUAGUGAUCGUUUCGAAGGCUGCAAUCUAUUUAGUCGAGAAUUACCAUCAUCAUACAUAUCAACAACGGAUUGUCCUCAUACAAGUUAUAUUGUUGAUGAAAAUGAAUCUCAAAAAGAUACAUUUAAUAAACUUCAUAUUGAUGCAUCGAUGAAAAUUAGUCUCAUGGCUGGUCUACUUGAUGUUGAAGGUUCAGCUAAAUAUUUAAAUCGAACAAAAACGGAUAGUCGAACAGUUCGAGUGACACAUAUUCUUCAUAUGAAAACAAAAAAACAACAUCUACAUAUAAGUAUGGCUGAUUUAUGUGAUUAUCUAUCAUCAGAUGCAUUAGAAAAUCCAAAUGCAACACAUUGUGUUAUUGGAAUAACUUGGGGUGCGAAUGUUGCAGCAACAUUUGAAGAAACAUUGGAUACAACAGAAGCAGCUGAAGAAAUUCAAGGUGAAUUAUCAACAUAUUUAAAGAAGCCAACGAUGAGUAUUAGCGGUGACGCAAAACUAGAACAUAACGAUGAAACAAAUUCAAAAUUUCGUUCGUUAAAAAUAAGUUUUUCUGGUGAUGUUUUAAUUAGAGAUGUUCCACAUACUGUUGAGGAUGUUUUUAAUAUAUUUCGAAAAGUGCCAUCAGAAUUAGAAAAAUUAAAUGAUGGAAAAGGACAACAACUUGAAUUUGAAUUAUAUCCAUUGAAACGAAUGGCUGAAAUUUUCAAACAGAAACUAUCCAUCGAACGCAUUAUAAAAGAUGUUACAAUGCAUAUUAUGAAUCGUCUUGAAGAUAUCUUUGAACAAAUAAUUCAAAGUAAAAGAAUGAUUAAUGAUUCUGUUGAUAAUGUUAAGCCAUGGAAAGAUUGUAUACCAUUGAAUUGGAUUGGAGAUAUAGUUAAUAAACAAAUCGAAUUAAAAAGAAUCGAAACAGAUACCAAACGUGAAUUAGCUUUCUUACUUGAACAAAUACGUCGAGGUGAAAUUGAUGAAAAGAAAAUGAUGGAAUUAUUAAAUGAUUUUGAUGCAAAUAAUCCAUGUUCGAUUCGAUCUGUUGAACAAUUUUUGAAAACAAAUUCACAACCUGAUAUUAAAAUUGAAUCAUUGAAUGAAAUUCGUCAAUCUUUAGAAAAUAGUGAAUCAAAAGGAUAUAAAUCAAGUUUUUUAUUUCCAAAAGCAACAUCAAUUCUUACGUUUGUUAGUCAACAUCAUGAUCAUGAUAUUUAUCUAUUACAUAUUUCGAAUCAAUGGAAACAAAAUGAUGUAGCAAAUUGUAGACAGAAUUGUUCUUUUCAUUUAGUCACAUUAACUCAAGAUCAAAUUCGAGCAAUUCGAGCAGAAAAUAAACUCACAACUAUAACAACCUCAGAUAUUGAAAAACAUCAUAAAAAUUUUAUUGCUAAGCAUCCUACUGGUGAAAUAAAUGAAGAAGAAUUCGCAGCUGAAUUUCAACAACUUUUCCCAAAUGGUGAAGUACGAUCGUACUGUAAUUAUGCGUUUAAACUACUCGAUAAAAAUAAAAGUGAUACACUUAGUUUCGAAGAAUUUAUGUCUGGUAUUGCAUUAACAUUAGCAGGUGAUACAGAGCAUCAACUCGCAGUCACUUUUGAUAUGUGUGCGACGCAUGGUCAAAACAAAGUUAGUAGAGAAGAUUUGAUUCAACUUCUCGAAGCUGUAGCAGAAUUAAAAGGUGGUCAUUCAAGUUCUGCAUCAUUAAGUGCGAAAACAAUUAUGAAAUUUGACAAAAGAGAAAAUAAUGAUACAAUAACAAAAGAAGAAUUCAUUUCUCAUCUGAAAGGAAAUUAUGACUUGUGCGCGGCCUUCUUACCAAUCGAAGUUACAAAUUUUAUAGAUAAAACAACAAAACCUAAAGAAGAUAAAAAACCUUUAACUUGUCUUGACGAUAAUGAUGGUAGAUUAAUUCAUGCUUUUCUUACUGAUUAUUAUAAUUCAAUAUCAAUAUUGAUGACACAUACGCAAAAUGUCGAAAAUGUAUUAAAACCUAAAAUGGAAGCUUUUUUCACAAGACUUGGUUGUCGUUCACAUGCUGAUGCACAGGAACGUGUACACAAUGUUACAUCAACAUAUCUUGAUGCGAUAUCGAUUUGGCGAACACAUCACGAGAACGUGUUUGUAGGAUUACAACCAUUAUUAAAAUCAGAAGUUUUAAAUAUUCGCAACACUUAUAAAACUGAAAACAACUGA